Phytophthora nicotianae INRA-310 is the source of this 489-nucleotide messenger RNA. RefSeq lists its product as hypothetical. The record is from RefSeq and is a predicted model, not a curated record. Lineage: Eukaryota; Oomycota; Peronosporomycetes; Peronosporales; Peronosporaceae. The coding region runs from base 1 to 489 and encodes 162 amino acids. The transcript has a single exon.
AUGAGCGGAAAUCAGCGCUGCGAUCGCACUCUAAAAGGUCAAAGUUUUUCAACUCCACUGCCAACGCGGAAGCACCAGAAGCAUUGUGGUUCGGUGCCAAGCCCAGCCACACCUCAGUCGAAGGUCAUAUCGCGGAAGCGGUUGCGCUACGAAGAAGAGGAAGACAAAACUACGCAGUCGGAAGGCAAAUCCCGGACCUACUACGCGUCCAAGGUGCUGGAUAACGGGACAGAGUUGAGCAACCUAUUUUGUGGCUGGACAAAGGAGGAAAAUAUUGCUCGAUUCACCCGCGUACGGGCCUUGGAACGCGAGAGAGCAGAACGAACGGUAGCUGUUCUUGAAUCUGAGAGGAAGAGGGGUCGCAGGUUCCACGAAGUACCCGGACGUUAUGACUAUGAGAAGUAUCAACGUAUUCGCAAAGACAUCACCUUUGCGAUGAUGUGCGAAUCCAUGCUACAGACAAAGCGGCGGGUCGGGAGCCGCGAGUAA